Molecule: messenger RNA, 6407 nt
Organism: Erigeron canadensis
Lineage: Eukaryota; Viridiplantae; Streptophyta; Magnoliopsida; Asterales; Asteraceae
Product: E3 ubiquitin-protein ligase UPL3
Exons: 18
Coding region: 342-5936 (1864 amino acids)
Biological process (GO): proteasome-mediated ubiquitin-dependent protein catabolic process; protein polyubiquitination
Molecular function (GO): ubiquitin protein ligase activity
Source: RefSeq, a predicted model, not a curated record
AGUCGCACCAAACACCAUUAUCGUACACAUACAUAUACACACAUCAUCAGCUACAUAUAUAACCAACACCACCAACAAUUAGGGUUUUUUUUUUCCUCUCUAUAUUUCAACCCCCUUUUCCCCCAAAAUCAUCCAAUCGAUUCCCAAUUCAAUUCAAUCAAAAUCACACACAUCUAUCAAUCAGGCAACCUCAAUUUCCCAUAAAGUCAAUUCCUUUUUCAUUCAUUUUUUGUGUAUAUAUAUAAAAAAAACAAAUAAAAUGAAAAGAUAAUAAAAAUGAAUAAUAAUAUCUUCGAUCGUCGGUGAUCGUCGGAAAACCAAAAGGGGGUUUUAGUAUUUGUAUGGAAACUCGUAGCCGGAAAAGGGCAGAGGCUUCCUCAUCAGCCGCCCAGUCUACUCGGUCAGCCAAACGCACUCGUUUUUCGACUUCAAACGCUCCGGUAUUAUCGACUUCUUCUACUACUACUGCUACUACUCGAUCACGCGCUGCUUCUUUUAAUAUGGAUAAUAAUUUGAAUUCUGUUAUUGAAUCUUCCGGGUCCGGGUCGGGUCGUGGCCGUAGGUCUAGAAAGAAUAAUAGUACUUCUAAUAAUCAGAAUCUUGAAAAUCCGGAUAAUAAAGGGAAAGAAAAAGAACAUGAAGUUAGAGAUAGAGAUGAUAAUAAUAAUUUGGGAUUGAAUAUUGAUGGUGAUCAUUCUCAUCAUCAUCAUCAUGAUGACGAUGAUGACGAUGAUGACGACGAUAGUGAAGGCGGAAAUGUCGGGAUAUUGCAUCAGAAUUUGACGUCUGCGAGUAGUGCACUGCAAGGUUUGUUAAGGAAGUUGGGUGCAGGAUUGGAUGAUUUGUUGCCGUCAUCUGCAAUGGGGUCUGCGUCGUCUUCACACCAGAGCGGGAGGUUGAAGAAGAUAUUGUCGGGUUUGAGGGCGGAUGGUGAAGAAGGGAAGCAAGUUGAGGCGUUGACGCAGUUAUGUGAUAUGCUUUCUAUUGGUACUGAGGAUUCGUUGAGUACGUUUUCGGUGGAUUCUUUUGUUCCUGUGCUUGUUGGGUUGCUUAAUCACGAGAGUAAUCCAGAUAUUAUGUUGCUUGCUGCUAGAGGGAUAACGCAUCUUUGUGAUGUGUUGCCGUCUUCUUGUGCUGCUGUUGUGCAUUAUGGUGCCGUUUCUUGCUUUGUUGCUAGGUUGCUUACUAUCGAGUAUAUGGACUUGGCUGAACAGUCAUUGCAAGCUUUGAAGAAGAUAUCUCAGGAGCACCCGACUGCUUGCUUGCGCGCAGGGGCACUAAUGGCAGUGCUCUCUUAUCUUGACUUCUUUUCAACAGGAGUCCAGCGUGUGGCGUUAUCUACUGCUGCAAACAUGUGCAAAAAGCUUCCAUCUGAUGCAGCUGAUUUUGUCAUGGAAGCCGUUCCUUUAUUGACCAAUCUUCUUCAGUACCAUGAUGCUAAGGUUUUGGAACAUGCUUCAGUUUGCUUGACUAGAAUUGCGGAAGCUUUUGCAGCAUCUCCCGAUCAGCUGGACGAGCUUUGUGUCCAUGGAUUGGUUAAACAAGCAGCCACUCUCAUUUCAACCAGCAGUUCUGGAGGUGGACAAGCUUCUCUUAGUACAUCUACAUACACGGGAUUGAUACGAUUGCUGUCUACAUGUGCUAGUGGUUCUCCCUUGGGAUCUAAGACUUUGCUCCAUUUAGGGAUUAGUGGGAUUCUCAAAGAUAUAUUAUCGGGUUCUGGUCUUGUUGCAACAAUGUCUGUCUCGCCUGCCUUGAGUAGACCUCCUGAACAGAUUUUUGAGAUUGUGAAUUUGGCAAAUGAGCUUCUUCCUCCAUUACCUAAUGGAACCAUAACUCUUCCUACCAGUAAUGUAUUUGUCAAAGGCUCUCUCUUGAAGAAGUCCCCCACUGGUAGUUCUAGCAAGCAAGAAGAAUCGAGUGGCGGUGCACCUGAUGUUUCAGCUCGUGAGAAGUUGCUGACUGAUCAGCCCGAGCUUCUGCAGCAAUUUGGGAUGGACCUUCUUCCUGUUCUGAUUCAGAUAUAUGGGUCAAGUGUAAAUGCACCUGUGCGUCACAAAUGUCUUUCGGUUAUUGGGAAGUUGAUGUACUUUAGCACAGCUGAUAUGAUUCAAUCUCUACUUGGUGUUGCCAACAUAUCAAGUUUUUUGGCUGGGGUUUUGGCAUGGAAGGACCCUCAAGUGUUGGUUCCUUCGCUUCAAAUCGCGGAGAUACUAAUGGAGAAACUUCCAGAAACUUUUAGUAAAAUGUUUGUUAGAGAAGGCGUUGUUCAUGCAAUAGAUACACUUUCCGUGUCAUCAUCUGGUAAUGCUCUUUCCCCACCAUUAUCAAGUGAGAAGGUAAAUGAUUCUAUUCCUGGAUCCUCGACACGCUCGAGGCGUUAUCGACACCGCAUUGGUACCUCUAGUACAGAUGUAAAUGCUGCUGAAGAUUUCAAGAACACAGGCCCCCCUGCAAACUCUGUAGAGUUGCCAGCUGUCAGUUCCAGUCUCCGAACGGCGGUUAGUACUAGUGCAAAGGCUUUCAAAGACAAAUACUUUCCUUCCGAUCCUGGAGCUCCGGAAGUUGGGGUUACGGAUGAUCUUUUACAUUUGAAAAAUCUCUGUAAGAAGUUGGGUUCUGCUGUGGAUGAUCAGAAGAUGAAAUCUAAAGGAAAAUCAAAAGUUUCUGGCCCGCGGUUCACUGAUUUUUCGCCUGGAAAGGAAGAAAGUUUAUUAGGAGUGAUAACCGAGAUGCUUUCAGAGCUAACAAAAGAUGAUGGUGUUUCAACGUUUGAAUUUAUUGGUAGUGGCGUUGUUGCUGCUUUACUGAACUACUUCUCUUGUGGACACUUUUCGAAAGAAAAGGUAUCAGAAGCGAAUAUGCCCAAGUUACGACAACUAGCUAUUAAACGAUACACGUCGUUCAUAGAAGUUGCUCUUCCGUUGAGUGUUAAUGAGGGUAAACAAGCUCCUAUGAGCAUUUUAGUUCAGAAGCUCCAAUAUGCUUUAACAUCUUUAGAGCGUUUUCCAGUGGUGUUGAGUCACAGUGCUAGAUCAUCUACUGGAAAUGCACGCUUGUCAUCUGGUCUUGGUGCAUUAUCUCAGCCAUUUAAGUUGCGGCUUUGCAGAGCACAUGGUGAAAAGACUCUUCGUGAUUAUUCUUCAAAUGUUGUCCUUAUUGAUCCUUUAGCCAGCUUGGCAGCUGUGGAGGACUUUCUAUGGCCACGUGUUCAACGUAGCGAGUCUAGUCAAAAGCCUUCUGGAUAUGUUGGGAACUUGGAGUCUGGAACCACACCUGCAGGGGCUGGGGCUUCGUCUCCAGCUACUCCUGCGGCUGCAACAAGACAUCACUCCACUAGAUCCAAGUCAGCAAUUAGUAUAGGGGACUCGGCCAAAAAGGAGACACCACAAGAGAAGAAUGCAAGCUCUUCUAAGGGGAAGGGGAAAGCUGUAUUGAAGUCUGGUCAGGAUGAGGGGAGAGGUGGACCACAGACAAGAAAUGCUGCUAGGAGAAAGGCUGCUCUGGAUAAAGAUGCACAGAUGAAGUCUGCAGAUGCCGAGUCUACUUCUGAGGAUGAGGACUUUGAUAUAUCACCCGUGGAGAUUGAUGAUGCCUUGGUGAUUGAAGAUGAUGACAUAUCUGAGGACGAUGAUGAAGAUCAUGAAGAUGUACUAGGAGAUGAUUCACUUCCCGUUUGCACGCCAGACAAAGUUCAUGAUGUUAAAUUGGGUGACUCAACUGAGGAAAGGCCUGUUGAUAGCCAGACAAAUCCUGCUUCAGGCUCUAGUAGCAGAGGUACUGCCAAUCGUGGCUCAGACUCCACAGAAUUCAGAGCUGCAAAUUCUUCUGGUUCAAGGGGUGCUAUGUCAUUUGCUGCUGCUGCCAUGGCUGGGCUUGCAUCCGCCAAUGGUAGAGGUAUCAGGGGCGGCAGAGACCGUCAUGGGCGGCCUCUUUUUGGCUCCAAUGAUUCUCCCAGGCUCAUAUUUUCUUCAGGGGGGAAGCAACUUAACCGUCAUUUGACCAUCUAUCAAGCCAUUCAAAGGCAACUUGUUCUUGAUGAGGAUGAUGAUGAGAGGUAUAACGGAAGUGAUUUUGUAUCUAGCGAUGGAAGUAGGUUAUGGGGUGAUAUAUAUACCGUCACAUACCAAAGAGCAGACAGCGAAACAGCUGGAAACGUGAGUUCUACAACCCCAUCUAAAUCCACUACUAAAGCGGGGUCCACCUCAAACUCCAAUAGUGAUUCACGGUUCCAUCAAAUGUCUCUUCUAGAUAGUCUUUUACAAGGGGAGCUUCCUUGUGAUAUGGAAAGGAAUAACCCUACAUACAACAUAUUGUCUCUAUUACGUGUAUUAGAGGGUUUAAACCAGCUGGCACCACGCUUACGUGUCCAGUCAGCAAUUGACAGUUUUGCUGAAGGGAAAAUCUCAAGCCUAGAUGAUCUGAAAGUUACUGGUGUUAGGGUUCCAUCUGAUGAGUUUAUCAAUAGCAAAUUAACUCCAAAGUUGUCUAGACAAAUUCAAGAUGCUCUUGCACUUUGCAGUGGUAGUCUUCCUUCAUGGUGUUAUCAGCUGACAAAAGCAUGCCCGUUUUUGUUUCCCUUUGAGAUUAGGCGUCAGUAUUUUUAUUCAACUGCUUUUGGUUUAUCUCGUGCAUUGCAUCGUCUUCAACAGCAGCAGGGUGCGGAUGGCCAUGGGUCUAUGAAUGAGAGGGAAUUUAGGGUCGGAAGGCUACAACGCCAGAAAGUUCGUGUCUCCCGAAAUCGUAUUUUGGAUUCUGCUGCAAAAGUCAUGGAAAUGUAUUCAAGUCAAAAGGCAGUUCUUGAAGUAGAAUAUUUUGGUGAAGUUGGCACUGGUUUGGGCCCUACAUUGGAGUUCUAUACCCUAUUAAGUCAUGACCUUCAGAAAGCAGGAAUGAAAAUGUGGAGAUCUAAUUUGUCUGAUGAUAAAACAGCUGGCAAGGGUAGUGGUGACCUUAUAUUGGCACCUCUUGGGUUGUUCCCGCGCCCAUGGCCUCUUACCGCUGAUACAUCUGAUGGUGGCUCAUUUUUCAAGGUAACUGAGCAUUUUCGUCUUCUUGGUCGUGUAAUGGCCAAAGCACUUCAAGAUGGGCGGCUUUUGGAUCUGCCCCUUUCAGGGGCGUUUUAUAAGCUUGUGCUUGGACAGGAACUUGAUCUGCAUGACAUUUCAUUGUUUGAUGCUGAAUUUGGUAAGACGUUACAAGAAUUGCAAGCUCUUGUUAGCCGGAAACACUUCCUAGAGUCUAUACAUGACCGAAAUGAAAUACCGAACUUAAGGUUUAGGGGGGCACCAAUUGAAGAUCUUUGCUUGGACUUCACACUUCCUGGCUAUCCCGAUUUCGUUCUCAAAACUGGCGAUGACAAUGUUGAUCUAAACAACUUGGAGGAGUACAUUUCUCUGGUAGUUGCUGCUACUGUUAAGACUGGUGUAACACGCCAAAUGGAAGCAUUUAGAGCCGGGUUUAAUCAGGUGUUUGACAUUUCUUCUCUACAAAUAUUUUCUCCUAAUGAAUUGGAUUAUUUACUUUGCGGACGCGGAGAGUUGUGGGAGGCUGAUACACUUGUUGAACACAUCAAGUUUGAUCACGGAUACACUUCCAAGAGCCCCGCAGUAGUUAAUUUGCUUGAGAUAAUGGGAGAAUUCAACCCGGAACAACAGCGAGCAUUCUGUCAAUUUGUGACUGGUGCACCUCGCCUUCCUCCUGGUGGUUUGGCAGUUUUGAAUCCUAAGUUGACUAUUGUUAGAAAGCAUUCUUCAACUGCCACCAAUACGGCGUCCAAUGCAGCUGGAGUGUCGGAAUCUGCAGAUGAUGAUUUGCCAAGUGUCAUGACCUGUGCUAAUUACCUGAAGCUCCCUCCGUACUCCACAAAGGCGAUCAUGUACAAGAAGCUCCUUUAUGCUAUUAACGAAGGACAGGGAUCAUUUGAUUUGUCUUGAGUUUUCGUUAGAAACUAACCAAACUGUGUAUAUUGUAUCCAAGAAUAUUUUAUGAUUACUGGUGCAUAAUGGGGCUCAAUAAAGGUUUAUUUCCAUGCCUUACCCGAGUAUCAGCGAUGGCGUGGUUAUGGUUAAGUUAAAUGCGAAUAUGGAUCAGAAAUGAUUGAUCAUGGCUUGUUCAAGAAGGCGACAGAGCACAAAUGAAUUUGUCCCGCAGUUUUUUUUUACAAUGGUUUUGUAAAUAAAUAGUGAUACGUCGUAUAACUUCUGCUUACAACUCCAAUGGGUAGUUGACGUUUUGCAUGCAUCCGUCGUACAUUAUGUAGUUUGUCAUAUUUACUUCAAAUUUUUUGUUUAUUCAGCUUUUUGAAUUGUGUAUUUGGUUCUCGUUGUAGGCUCCUUGUAUUAAUUUGUUUUUGAAUCUUUCUUUUUUAAAGUGUAAUUCGUAAACUUGAAAUGAUGCCUUGAUAA